AUGACACAAAAAAAUGUUGAUGAAUAUCAACGAGCUCAAUGUAUUGCAUUAAGAAAGACCGGUAUGUCUUAUCAUGCAAUCGGUACAAAUGCUGGUAUUUCGAGAGCUUCGGUUCAACGUGCUUUGGAAAGAUUCGAAGAAACUGGUGGCUUUCAAGACCAUCAUCGUUGUGGUAGACUAGAAAAACAAAAUCAACAAAAUGUUUGUAUGUUGAAGCAUUGGGCUCAAGAUGAUGAUAAUCGAAGUUCUGCCCCUGAAAUAAUGAUAGAAUUUAACAAAUCAUUAGAGAAAUUGACCCAGAGAAGAACAAUCAUCAAUUAUUUUCAAGAAUGUGGCUUUGAAUACAAAGGAAUGUGUUUAAUUAGCGAAUUAACUGAUGAUCUAUCAACCGAAUGGUUAGUUAUAACAUUACAAUUACGUGAAAAGUUUGUCUUUUCAAUGUCGCAAUGGAUACAAAAAUCUUUUGCAGCACCUGGCAAAUGUAUAUACUAUUAA
Molecule: messenger RNA, 495 nt
Organism: Rotaria sordida
Lineage: Eukaryota; Metazoa; Rotifera; Eurotatoria; Philodinida; Philodinidae
Source: the annotation of a GenBank genome assembly